This is a messenger RNA of Cylindrotheca closterium, 1215 nucleotides long. The record is from the annotation of a GenBank genome assembly. NCBI's taxonomy places the organism in Eukaryota, Bacillariophyta, Bacillariophyceae, Bacillariales, Bacillariaceae.
AUGCUGGAUGCCUCCCCCACGGAUUCCACACAAACCUUGAAACAAAAAUACCGUGCCUUGGCAAGACAAACCCAUCCAGAUGCUCUCAUUGGUACCAGUAUCGACUCGGAAUAUCAACGAGAGCAGGCUUCCAUUCAAUUUGCCGAAAUCACUGCUGCCUAUAAGACUUUGAGUGAUCCAAAGUCUCGUUUGCAAUACGAUCGUACCCUCAAGGCCAAGGAGUUUACAGACAACCUCGUGGACUCGUUGGAAGGUGGAUUCCGAGUAGCCUUUAAAACGGCCUACCAAACGGCGGGAACGAUUCGAAAUGUGGGGGCGCAAUUGGACAAGGCACGAGAAGACACGGCCUACCGUCUGGAACUGGCAUCCAAGAUUGCUCAAUACAAUACCCAGAGCAAGACCUUGAAACAGCGUUCGAUGCAAGAAGACAACCGACGGAAAGAAUUGCAAGAGAGAUUGGACAAUCGAGGAAGCCGGGAACGUCACCCUUGGCUGGAACAAACGAACAGUAACGACAAGUCCAUGUCGUCGUACAAAUACAAGGGCCCGAGUGGUAGCUCUUCCCAAUCCCCACAGCUCCAACAAGAGCUUACCCCCGCCAUGGCAAACGACAUUGCCAAGAACUUGAAGCAAAAGUAUCAGACUAGCAACAAUAACAACAACGACAAUGCAGCUAGUAAUAGUAGCAACUUUGGGAAUCCUGCCACUAGCAGUAAGGACGAGGGGAUGGAGGAAACCUUGGCCAAGACGAUUGAUCGUCUGGCGCAAAUCGAAAUGGAAUAUCGAGAAAGCGCCCAAGCACAUGUUCAAAGCCAAAGGGAAAUGUCCAAAGCCCGAACGCAAUUGGAUCGGAUUCAAGAACAAGAAGAAAAGGCCUUGAAGGCUUUGGAAGCAGCUCAAAUAGCCUAUAACGAAGCCAAAGAAGCCACCCAACAGCAAGAACGCGAAUAUGGUGAAGUAUUGAGACAAGAACGGCUCUCGUAUUCCAACGUUGAAAAGUCCAAGAGUACAUUGACUCGCCAACAAGAUCGUACCAGGGAAACCUUGCGGCAAACGGAAGACAUGUACGUGUGGAAGGAAAAUUCGUGGCUUCGAGACGAAGCUCGCAAGGCCAAGUCACUAGCCCACAAGCUCCGAGAGAAAUCGGUCGAAUUGGAAAGAAAGGCAAACGAAUUGAAACGAGAAUUGGAUUCAAUAGGAAAAACAGAUCAAUAA